Peromyscus eremicus (cactus mouse) is the source of this 2707-nucleotide messenger RNA. It is a transcript of the gene Bach1, whose product is annotated as BTB domain and CNC homolog 1. Bases 175 to 2406 code for a protein of 743 amino acids. Gene Ontology annotation, biological process: regulation of transcription by RNA polymerase II. NCBI's taxonomy places the organism in Eukaryota, Metazoa, Chordata, Mammalia, Rodentia, Cricetidae. Gene Ontology annotation, molecular function: RNA polymerase II cis-regulatory region sequence-specific DNA binding; DNA-binding transcription factor activity, RNA polymerase II-specific; protein binding. The record is from RefSeq and is a predicted model, not a curated record. The transcript is spliced from 5 exons.
UGGCGGAGUGGAGCGGAGCGCAGGGGAGGGGACGGCGGCCGGCCGCGCGGAGGGAGUGAGUCACCUGACCGCCGCUUGCAGCCUUCAGUCGGGCCGCGCCGCGCCUCGGCUCCGGUCGAUGACAGUUAGAAGCAUGCUUUCCACUGCUCUCCCUGAUCCCGUUUGCCACCCAGGAUGUCUGUGAGUGAGAGCUCAGUGUUUGCCUAUGAGUCUUCUGUGCACAGCACCAACGUCUUACUCAGCCUCAAUGACCAGCGGAAGAAGGAUGUGCUGUGCGAUGUCACUGUCGUGGUGGAGGGCCAGCGGUUCCGAGCCCACCGCUCGGUGCUGGCUGCAUGCAGCAGCUACUUCCACUCGAGAAUCGUAGGCCAGACUGAUGCCAAGCUCACCAUCACACUGCCUGAAGAGGUGACAGUUAAAGGAUUUGAACCUUUAAUUCAGUUUGCCUACACUGCCAAACUCAUUUUAAGUAAGGACAACGUUGAGGAGGUGUGCAAGUGUGUGGAGUUUCUGAGCGUGCACAAUAUCGAGGAAGCCUGCUUUCAGUUUCUCAAGUUUAAGUUUUUGGACUCCACUGCAGAGCAGCAAGAAUGUACAAGAAAAAAAUGCUUCUCCUCACACUGUCAGAAAGCGGACUUUAAAAUUUCACUUUCAGAACAGAAAGAUCUAGAAAUCGAUGAAGCAGAGGAGUUCUUGGAAAAGAAGAGUGUUCCGACUCCUCAGUGUGACCCCCAAAGGUGUCAGGGUGAUGUGAAAGCAUCGCCCUCUUGCCAGGACAGUGCCAGCCAGACGUGCCAGUCCAUGUGCCUGGAGAAGGAUGGUGCCCCGGCGUUGCCAUCUUUAUGCCCCAAAUACAGAAAAUUCCAGAAAGCGUUUGGAACUGACAAGAUCCGUACUCUAGAAUCGGGCAUCAAAGAUGUCCAUGCUGCUUCUGUCCAACCAAAUGAGACGUCUGAACUUGAGUGUGUAGGGGGAGCACAAGGCUGUGCAGAUUUACAAGUGAUCUUAAAAUGUGAAGGAACGAAGCCAGCCAUGGAGAGUGAGGAGACAAAGCGCAAAGACCCCGCUUCCCAGUGCCCCGCAGAGCAGACGGAAGCGGCUUCUUUCCCUCACAAUUCUGCAGACCCUCAUGGCUUCUAUUCCCUCUCACUGUUACACACAUAUGACCAGUCUGGUGACUUGGGCUUUGCUGGGAUGCAAAGUAAAACAGUGAAAACAGAAAAGCCUUUGUCAGGUCCAGAUGCCCAGGACGAGAAGCCGUUUGGUGAAAAUCAGGAUUUGUACCUGAAAUCUGACACGGGCCCCAAAGAAGACAGCAGCAGCCUUGCAUCCGGUGAUCGGAGCAGUGUGGAGCGGGAGGUGGCAGAGCACCUGGCCAAAGGCUUCUGGAGUGACAUUUGCAGCACGGAGGCGACCUGCCAAAUGCAGUUGUCACCCGCUGCGGCCAAAGAGGGCUCAGAGCAGGGCUACCCGCAGAGGCGGUCCGAGUGUCCCUGGUUGGGUAUCAGGAUCAGCGAGAGCCCAGAGCCAGGCCAGCGAACUUUCACAACUCUCAGUUCCGUCAACUGCCCUUUCAUAAGUACUCUGAGUUCCGAAGCCUGCUCCAGCAACUUGGAAAUUGGAAACUACGAUUACGUUUCGGAGCCCCAGCAGGAGCCUUGUCCGUACGCUUGCGUGAUUAGCUUGGGUGAUGACUCGGAGACCGACACAGAAGGCGACAGUGAGUCCUGUUCCGCCAGGGAGCAGGAGUGUGAGGUAAAACUGCCAUUUAAUGCUCAACGAAUCAUUUCGCUCUCCCGGAAUGAUUUCCAGUCCUUGUUGAAGAUGCACAAGCUGACCCCAGAGCAGCUGGACUGUAUCCAUGACAUCCGCAGAAGGAGUAAGAACAGAAUCGCCGCGCAACGCUGUCGCAAGAGGAAACUUGACUGUAUUCAGAACCUGGAGUCCGAGAUUGAGAAGCUGCAAAGCGAAAAGGAGAGCCUGCUGAAGGAACGAGAUCACAUCUUGUCAACGCUGGGUGAAACAAAGCAGAACCUGACGGGACUUUGCCAACAAGUGUGCAAGGAAGCCGCGCUGAGUCAAGAGCAGAUCCAGAUCCUCGCCAAGUACUCGGCCUCAGACUGCCCGCUCUCUUUUUUAAUUUCUGAGAAAGGAAAAAGCAUUCCCGAUGGUGAACUUGCCUUUCCUUCAGUUUUCAGCCUGUCUGAUGCGCCUCCGGCUGCACCACCUCCCCGCAGGCCAGGGAACAGCAAGGCAGGCCAGGAACUGGCGCAGGAGUCCCCGAGGACAGCACCAGCCGCUGCAGCUGCCCUGGAGCAGGCCACACUAUUGGAACCCUGUCGGCAAAGUGGCGGGAUCUCAGACUUCUGUCAGCAAAUGACUGACAAGUGUACUACUGAUGAGUAAACCGCACGAGCACCCUUCAGCCCAUGGUUUUCCUACUGAAGUGUUGGCAUUGUCUCGAGAGUUGCAUAUGGCCAUGUCUUCUUGCUUAGUAGCCCUGCUUCCCCCUGGUAGCUUCCUAUUGGGGGAAUUUCUCUUUUGAGGUGACCCUGAGUUCUCCUUGAUUUUCACAGGAGAUAUGACAUGAUUUACCUCUUGGAUGCUGAAAAAUCACAUGUAAAAAUAGAGAGUAAUAAUCUCCCAGUAUUCAAAAGUAACCACGACAAUGAAAACUGCUGUAUCCGUUUCAACAGCUCGAAGCAUG